AUUAUUAUUUAAGCAUUCGAUGCUUCAAAAACCUAGAAAUAAGCGGUCUUAAAAGUAAACCAUAAUUUGUUCUCUCAGAAUACGAAAUAUAAAUCCGUUUAUUCAAUUCCUUUUUUUAUCGGUCUCUUCGCUUCGUCCGCAUUCCUUGGCUUUUUCGCGUCGGCGGAGUGCGGUAACAUUGUUUGCAUUUUCGCUUUUGGCAAAGUAAAAGAUUCGCGCGUGAAAAGAUUCCGCGCUGAAAGAAGUUGACAAACCAACACUUAUCACUAUAAUACGGCAACAACAAUAUAGUUAAAAGUGUUGAAAUAGUGUUGGCCACCAAACGCGUGUAAAUGUGCGCUGGAUCGCGAACCGCCAAGUCUGAAAAAACCGUUUUAUUUUGCACGUCCAAAAAGGCGUGAAAAUUUUCGGCGCCUUUUGAGUUUUUGUCACUGGCUGGCUAGGCUGGCUGGCGUUGUGAAAUUUGCAAAGAACCGUUGCCUCCCUCGCGUGGAUUAAUUAGUGUUGGAAUUUCCGCGAAAAUAAGGUAAAUCUGCCAAUAUGCCGAUUUGCAAGCGGGACGGCUUCGACCUGAAUCAGAAGGAGGGCAAGAACGAAACAUUCCAUGACAACGACCAAGUCUUUUGCUGCUACCUCACCAAGCGCAUUUUUCGCGACUACGACAAUUACUUCCGGCACGUGAUGGUAAUCAACUCCACGGUGUGGCAGUGCGAGGCCACCGGCAAGGACAGCCUCACCUUCGAGGAGGCCCGGAAGAGCGAGCGAGCGGCCCGCAAAAAGAUGGAGCAGUUCAAACAAAGCCUGCGGGCACCCGUGCUACUCGUAGUGGAGCAUGCCCGCCAGUCGGCGGUCAAUACACUGAACUUGCUGGUGGCCAAGUUCCUGCGCAAGCGUUACUUCAUCGGCGAGGAGGUGACGGUGCUGGGCAAGAAGAACACCACCUACAAGGUGGUGGGCAUUAAUAUGAACAAGGCCGUGCCUGAGCCCAGUAAUGGCAUCUACGAGGACACCGAUGCCCUGGUCUAUCGCCUGCGAGCCCUCAAGGGCGAUGCCAGCACAGAGAUCGAUGUGCCCUUCAAUCAGUUGCGACGAGCUCGCUUGGAGUUCAACAUGGAGAACCUGAGCAUGUUCAUCAAGAGCAAUGUCUCUCGCGUGGAUGGUUUGCUGCGACCCAAACCCGAUGCCUACAAGCAGUAUGUCACGGAUCCCGGCGUGAACUUCUCCAGCAUUUUCAUAGGCAAAAUGCCGCGAUAUUCCCCCUCCAAAAUCAAGAAGCCCGAUGCCAAGAAGCAGUCCACUCUAAACAAAUUCAUUGUGACCGAUGAGCAAUCGGCUGCCAAAUCCAAGGCCAAGGCCAAGGCAGAUGCAAAGUCGCUGGCAGAGGAAAUGGAGCGGGUGCGACUGGAGAAGCAGGUGAGGCUGGUGCAAAUGGAACGGGAGAAGGCGGAGAAAAAGGCACAGCUAAUGGAGCGCGUUGAAACCGAAUGCAAUUCGCUGCUCCGCAAGACCGAUGACCUGGAGCGAUCCGAUCAGAAGCUGCUUCCCCGCUACAACCAGAUUGUCACACUCCUGCCCCAGCGACUGCUGGGCGAUGCCUUCAUGAUGCGCGAGUUUAUGCACACGUACGCGGGCCUACUAUCUGGUAUAGAGGUUUUCCGACAGAAUAUCAGCUUCUACGAGAUGACCCGGGCGCUGAGUGCCCGAGAGAUUGCUGGGCCACUGUCUGACAUCCUGCUUGUGCUCCUGGGCACUGUUUUCGAUCUGCAAAAGGAGGAGGAGGAGGAGUGCACGGUGACCUAUCUGGAUAGGAUAUCCCAGCACUCGGAGCCGUAUCGCAGUAUGUCGCAGGCCGCCCAGUGUCACUACUACUCCAAGAGGCACUUCUCCUUCAAGGUAAACGAACUCCCACUGGAUGCAUUGACCCUCAGUGAAGUCCUGCGUCUGCAUUUACUGGGCUCUGGAGCCGUGGUCAACGAGAAGGCCGAGCGUUGGCGGGUGAUGUACCGCAAUGGCUAUUCCUCAAAAGAGGAUCCCGGUCUGGAGCUGCGCUUGAAACACGCUCACAUUUUGCGAGCUUUGAAAAACCAACCCGUUUAUAAACUAAAGUUCAGCGAUAUAAUGCUUUUGAUCCGCUGCCUCAUGUCCCAGAUACUCACCUAUUCGGGAACCAUUAAUCUGAUUGAGGAGCGUCUGGAGCAGAUGGCCAAGGCCAAGCAGGAGCUGCGAGCCCUCGUCUCAAAUGAAAACAAACGUCUUGCCGCCGUGGAGGUCAACAGAAAGAAGCUUAACCAGACGCAUCAGCAGGCCAUUGGAGGCGUGGAGCCCACCAAGAAGGAUGCCAUGGUGGACAAGCUGAACAAGAGCAUUGCCGAACUGCAUGCCCAGUCGGAGCAUCAGCACAGGAAGCACGAGCAGCAGGUUUUGGAGCUGCAUUCGCAGCUUUUUAACUUUCUGGUCUACCUGGGCAUGGAUCGUUGUUACCGGAAGUACUAUGUCCUAGAGUCCAUGCCAGGCAUCUUUGUGGAGCACUCGCCGGAUAGCUUGGACACGUGCCUGGAGCAACCGCCACUAAACAAAUCGCAAACGGAGAUACGGCAUCAGGCUCAGUUACCCAAGAAUCGCAAGGACUUGCGGCUUUAUCUCCUAAAACUGUACGGAGAUGAUGACAAGAAGACCAGGAGAAGCAACAAACAAUCGCUGGAGAAUAAGGAGAAUCAGGAGCAUCGCUUGAAUGGGACUGCAGAGCCCAUGGAAGUGGAUGCAGAUCCUCCCACAGCUCCCACACAAUUCGAAUUGAUGAUGUGCAGCGGCGACAAGCACAACUGCAUUGUUCAUGACCCGAAAAAUGGCCAAAGGCAGCGAUGGUCCUACAUCUACAAGCCGGAGGAGAUCGAUAAUCUAAUAAGGGGUCUCAAUCCCAAUGGUCUAAGGGAAUCGGAACUCCUGCAGGAGCUUACAGUGAUGCGUUCCCUCAUCGAACAGCAUGUGAAGACCUGCCCCGUGGAGGUGCUCCAACUGGAGAGUGAGCCGAUGCGCAAGAAGUUCCUGGCCACCAUGCACUCUGAGACCCAUCGCAAGUACGGUGAGGCCAACUUUGGAGUCCCACCAGACACCGACUUGAAUGAAGUGAUGCGCCUGCACUUGGCGGAUCGCCUACUGCAGUUCGAAACUGAUAUCUACACGGGAGAUCUUGGCAAGCUGAAGGUCAAAGAUAUGGAAAAGUGGCGAAAUGAUUUGCUCACCGGCCACUAUGAUCCCCAGGGUAAGGUGCAGUGGGGACCGGGCGGUAAGCUGGAGGAUGAGGUGGCCAACGGUUCAACAGACAAUGAGUCACAUGAGGAUCAUGCGGAGGUCGGAGAUGAGGAAAAGGAUGGUGCAUUGGUGGGUAAAUACGCCAAAAAGCCAUAUCGCGAUCCUGGCCAUUUUUUGGUGGCCUCCGACGAGGAAGAACCCUCUGCAGCAGAUAGCGAAGAUGAGGUUGAGGAGGAGGAGGCUGUGACUGAUAUACCCAGCGAGGUGCACAACAUGGCCUCGGCUCUGCUUCAAGUGGAGCAGGCCAUUGGUAAGCGUUUCCUCAAGGAACCCUACGGCAUGAAAAAGUGGGAUCCCAAGCAGGAGGCCCAAAAGCUCGCCUGUGAGGCUCGUCUGCAUCAGUGGGAGGUCUCACUGAUGGCCAGCACCAGCUUUGCCCAGGUGUUUCUACACCUGAAUGUCCUGCACGAUUGCAUCCAGUGGCGACGCUCUACCAACAAGUCCCUCUGCAAGGUGUGCCGGCGUGGCAGCGAUCCUGACAAGAUGCUGCUCUGCGAUGAGUGCAACGGCGGCACUCACAUGUUCUGUAUGAAACCCAAGAUGAGGACGGUGCCACAGGGUAACUGGUAUUGCAAGGAUUGCGUCAAGGAUCAUGGCCUGAAGAAUGCCCAAAACGAAAAGGAUAAGAAACAGGCAGCGGCCAAAAAGAAGCGCAAGUUUAUUGUGGAGGACGAGGAGGAUGAUGAGCCCGAAGAAGAAGAGGAUGAAGAGGACGAUAAUGAUGAUGAUGAGGAGGAGGAGGAUCAGGAGGAUGAGGAAGAAGAAGAGGAGGAGACGGCCGAUGACAAGAGCGAGGCCUCAUCACGUACUUCAGUCAAGCUCAAUGGCCGUCCAGCGAGGGGUGUGCGCACAAGUUUACGCGCCAAACGGCUCACAUCCAAAGAAAUCGAUGAGGAGGUCAACGGUGAGGCAGUGGGCAGCGAAGCGGGCGAUGAGGCUUCUUUGGAGGACAACGAAGAGGAGGAGGAGGCCGAAGAGGAAAAGGUCUGUCAAACCUGCUUUUAUGACGGCAGUGAAAUCCGCUGCGUUCGCUGCAGUUUGUACUAUCACCUGGAGUGCGUUCAUCUUAAGCGACAGCCGCGCUCAGAAUUUGUGUGCAAAAAGUGCAAGACCACGGAGACACAACGUCCCAGACGCCGUCAUAGUCACAUGAACGGUGAUAAUGACGACGAUCAUGAUCAGGAUGAGCCGCAGGCCAAACGCUCUCGUUCCUCCCGCAACUCGAUGCGUCUCUCCCUCGACAAGUCCGCCCGCCAGAGCAAUGGCAACAACAACAAUAACAACAGCAGCACCAAUAACAACAACAAUCACCGGCGAAGUGGCCGACGGACGAACGAGAACAACAACCUGCCGUUGAACAGCUCCGCCUUGUACGAUCUGCUGGAGCAGAUCAUGAAGCACAAGGCGGCUUGGCCAUUCCUGCGACCAGUGCUGACAUCGGAGGUGCCCGACUAUCAUCAGAUCAUCAAGACGCCCAUGGACUUGGCCAAGAUCAAGUCCAAGCUAAACAUGGGCGCCUAUCAGCUGAACGAGGAGGUACUCAGCGACAUACAGUUGGUGUUCAAGAACUGCGACAUGUACAACGAGCAAGGCAACGAGAUAUACGAUGCUGGCUGUCAAUUGGAGCGUUUCGUGAUGGGCUGCUGCAAGGAAAUGCAACUGCCAUUCAAGCCCAGCGACAUGAACGAGGGGGAGGCCGCCGCCUGCUGAGCCUGCUGCCAUCGUAGCGCUGAUCUCUGCCAGCCCAGCCGAUCGUGUGUAAAUUAGUUAGCCGUAGUUUCAGUUCGUUCCGUAGGCUUAAGCACAAACAAACAUUCAAUUAUCCUAGACUUAAGUGUACUCUCUAAUCUAUGUUUAAUCUUAGCGAGCAAGUUCAAAGUUCAGCGCAAGCACGCACACACACAAGGCAAGAAAAGCAAAUUCGUUUCUGUUGAUUUUUCGAGACUUUUUAUUUAUGUAUUCAUAAAUUAUUGUAGACACAAGUAUAACACACAGGUUCCACAAUUAAUAAAUGAAGUGAGUGAAAAAGAAA
Molecule: messenger RNA, 5344 nt
Organism: Drosophila kikkawai
Lineage: Eukaryota; Metazoa; Arthropoda; Insecta; Diptera; Drosophilidae
Gene: Acf
Product: ATP-dependent chromatin assembly factor large subunit
Biological process (GO): positive regulation of DNA replication; regulation of DNA-templated transcription; chromatin remodeling
Cellular component (GO): CHRAC; nuclear chromosome
Molecular function (GO): protein binding; DNA binding
Source: RefSeq, a predicted model, not a curated record